This is a messenger RNA of Babesia microti strain RI, 693 nucleotides long. Its product is annotated as conserved Plasmodium protein, unknown function. The record is from RefSeq and is a predicted model, not a curated record. NCBI's taxonomy places the organism in Eukaryota, Apicomplexa, Aconoidasida, Piroplasmida, Babesiidae. The transcript has 8 exons. The coding region runs from base 1 to 693 and encodes 230 amino acids.
AUGUUACACAUUCUUCCUAUUAUUAUAUGUUUGAAUGUUAUAUGUGUAUUCUCCAACGAUUUGAAUAAUGAAUGCAAUCAUAAAUGGCAGGGACUUUUGACAUUGAUACCAAAUGAGAAGCAUCCCACAUCAGGUUGCAACGUCACAGCAGUUUUGGAUUCAUCGCAUUUAACUAUGUACAAGGGAGAUAAAAAAAUUGUGGAAAUCAAACUUAUUCACAUAAAAGCACCUAUUCACGUGGUACCCAAUUCCACUGAAUGUUUGACCAUUUACCACGAAGACAAAAGUAACAUGCUCUGCUCCCCAAACGAAUAUUCAAGAGAUGCCUGGUGGCUCGCUCUAACACAACAACUCAUAUGUCUACGUCUAGGAAAGAUGAGAAAUGAAAUCGCAGGAGAGACUUCGCUAGAAGAGCAACAAGAAUUGGAAUCGGAACAUGUUUUGACCAAUAAUAAGCAGAAGGGUGUCAAUAUACACAUCGAUGAUGAUGUAAAGAAUCUCCCCAAAAUCUCUAUACAUUACUCGCAUAAUAAUAGCGAAAACAAGGAGGAAAGUGGAGAUAUAAACGAGGAAAAGGAGGGUACAAAUGAAGAAAAUGAGGAUACAAACGAGGAGAAGGGAAAUACAAACGAUGAUGGUGGAGAUGAAGAUAGUGAAAAUGGUGAAGAUAGUGAAAAUGGUGAAGAAGGAUGA